AGAUUAAAAACCUCAGCUCGCAGGAAAGCUGCGACUCACUUUGUUCCUCAAUGGCGUCUGCUCUGUGUAGAACUGCAAGCCGCCUUCGUACCCUUCAACUCUGUCGUCGGAUUCGCGUCUCCGGCGAUCUACUAUCGACAUCGUCUCCGUCUCCGGCGUGCAUCUCCGACGCGCUUCGCCAUGGGGUUUUCUCUCUCCCUCGAUCGUUUCUUCCACUAAACUGUGGAAUCGAACUGUUGAAGAUGGAUCAGAGAUGUUUGAUUAGUACUUCUGCUUCUGAUACUACCUCGAAGUCUGAUACAAAAUCUUCCGAUAAGGAUGAGAAAUCUGAAGAUUCAGAGAGUUCCGACGGUGGUUCAAAUCAGAAAAACGACCGUGGUUCUGGAAGAGACGUUCGUGGAGCGCCAGUUUCAUGGAUGAGCUUUUUCUUGCUGUUUGCUACUGGAGCUGGAUUGGUCUACUAUUAUGAUAGAGAAAAGAAACGUCAUAUCGAAGAUAUAAAUACAAAAUCUAUAGCCGUCAAGGAGGGACCAUCUGCCGGAAAAGCAGCCAUUGGAGGACCAUUCAGCCUUAUAAGAGACGAUGGGAAACGUGUGACGGAGAAAGACUUAAUGGGAACAUGGACCAUCUUAUACUUUGGCUUCACUCAUUGUCCCGAUAUUUGUCCUGAUGAGCUUAUUAAGUUAGCUGCUGCCAUUGACAAAAUAAAGGAAAAGUCGGGAGUAGAUGUGGUGCCAGUGUUUAUCUCUGUGGAUCCUGAAAGAGACACAGCUCAGCAAGUACAUGAAUAUGUUAAAGAAUUUCACCCGAAAUUGAUUGGGUUAACCGGGAGCCCCGAAGAAAUCAAAUCGGUGGCCCGAUCUUAUCGAGUUUACUACAUGAAGACAGAAGAGGAAGAUUCAGACUAUCUCGUUGAUCACUCUAUCGUUAUGUACUUGAUGAGCCCGGAAAUGAAUUUUGUGAAAUUCUAUGGAAAGAAUCACGAUGUUGACUCGUUGACCGAAGGCGUUGUGAAAGAGAUCCGACAGUACCGGAAGUAAAGAGCGUUCGAAGAACACUUAGGUGAUUAAUUUUUCAGUGUUCCCAGUUUUGGGAGGUCACCAGUUAAUAAGAAUUUCCCUGUCUACGGAGCUUGGGUUUCCUUGGAAAAAACGUCAAAUUCUUGUUUUGGCCGAGCUUGGACACGACAGUAUGCAUUAUUAAAGGAUCAAUUGAGACAUUAUGAUCCCAUUGUCCAACAAAUUGAUCUCGCUUCUUCAUGUUGACUCCUAACUCUCGAAGGCCUUAAAACCUCUACCGUGCAUGAAUGGAAGUGGAAAUGUUCCAAUA
Messenger RNA from Capsella rubella, 1329 nucleotides. Its product is annotated as protein SCO1 homolog 1, mitochondrial. The transcript has 7 exons. Gene Ontology annotation, biological process: mitochondrial respiratory chain complex IV assembly. The coding region runs from base 51 to 1040 and encodes 329 amino acids. NCBI's taxonomy places the organism in Eukaryota, Viridiplantae, Streptophyta, Magnoliopsida, Brassicales, Brassicaceae. The record is from RefSeq and is a predicted model, not a curated record.